Messenger RNA from Sycon ciliatum, 2087 nucleotides. RefSeq names its product ankyrin repeat domain-containing protein 42-like. The record is from RefSeq and is a predicted model, not a curated record. Gene Ontology annotation, molecular function: protein binding. The transcript has 14 exons. The coding region runs from base 162 to 1826 and encodes 554 amino acids. NCBI's taxonomy places the organism in Eukaryota, Metazoa, Porifera, Calcarea, Leucosolenida, Sycettidae.
UCGAACUACUUGCGAAUCAAAAUAAAUACAAGCUACAAAGACGCGAGUUCCAAGCGAUGGAUAUCACCUUGCGAUGGGUGUGAACUAGCGCGACCCGCGCAGAAGAAACCGAUUGUCGUCUGUGGAGCGGGCACAAGGAUAUAUGCUUCGCGUUGUAUACAAUGGCAAGUCUCAGUGCGAGCGGACGGCGACCUCUGCAAAGCAGUAGCACCAGCGGAAACAGGCAGAGUUUGACUCGAACGCUGGAUAAACCCCUCGGACUACAGCAGCGAAACCUGGAGCAGCAGAAGCCGCGGCAGCAGAAACAAGAAAACCUUGGCGGUACAUUGGAGGAAAGUGCGCUCCAGGCCAUUCUCUCCGGCGAUGUGGCCCUUCUCGAGUCCAGUGUCAAGCGAGGACUAAGCGUUUCUGCGGUGUUCCAGGGCCGGGACAAGUUCACUGCUCUGCAUUUAGCAGCUCUGCAUGGCAGCGUGGAGUGUUUGCAAUGGCUGCUGUGGCAAAAAGUGGACACGUCGUUGCGUUGCCAGCACCAGUGGACGGCGUUACACGUUGCCACCAUCCGUGGACAAGACGCGUGCGCUCAGACACUCUUGUCCCACGGUGCACGCCACGACUGCAAGGAUGAUCGAGGCUCUACACCAUGUCACCUGGCUGCAGUUCAUGGACACAACCAGCUGCUGCAAACACUGCUACGCUCCGGUGCGGCGGUCGACGCAACAGAUAUCCUUGGCUGGUCUCCACUGCAUUCAGCAGCGUAUCACGGCCGACUGGGAGCAAUGACGACUUUAGUUCGCUGGGGAGGCGACCUCAAGGCUACAGACGGCAGUGGGAACCUACCAGGCCAUCAUGCUGCAUCGCAGGGUCAUUUGCCCUGCGUGAAGUUCAUCAUGUCUGCCGUAAGUGAUGUCCAACAUCAACUAACCAGCAUCAAUGACCAAGCCGAGACUAUGAAAGAUUUGGCGGGCAGCUUUCUCAAGCAGUCGUGUCUGGACUACCUUGAUAACGUUGAAUUGGACACACAACAUGGUGGCCAACAGGACACAAAUCUAGCUUACCCAGGCCAUGCAGCAGCCUACCAGGGCAACGUAGAGCUGCUACACUCUCUACUGGCUCGUCAUCAGAUCAGUAUCAAUGACCGGGAUGAAAGAGGCGCCACUCUCGUUCAUAGAGCGGCAGGUAAUGGCCAGGUACAAUGUCUCAAGUACCUGAUCGAUCACGGAGCUGAUGUGACAUUGUUGAACGCGGCUGGUGAAUCCGGCAAGGACAUAGCACAGCGUUACGCACACUUGGCAUGCGUGGCACUACUCGGUGGGGAUGCUAAUGAUGAAGCCGAUGCCAUGAGUCCAGCUGUCUAUCACGAGGAAGCAAGAGAGCGGAGUCGUCUUAAGGUUCACGAGCUACAGCGAUUGCUUGAGCUGGCCAAGGUCGACUUUGAGCAAGUUGGCGGUGAUCGCAUGGACGUGGAAGACGACGCUGACGAGAAAAAAGCUGCCAAUAACAAGAUCCAAGAACUACAGGAGUCGCUGGAGUACGAGCGGGUGCGGCGCGAGCAGCUCGAGAGCGACUUGGACGCAGCGCGUGCCGAAAUCAGUUACCUGAAGCAGGGCUCACUAAACAGACUGGCGGUGGGAGCAGCAACACAACAGAAACAACAGGGAGCAAGUACAGCAGUAGCAGCAGCAACUGUAUCAUCAGAUAAAGACCAGCUGACGGUGAAAGGCAGGCGCAAAACGCAGAAGAGCAGCUCCACGGGAAAGGCAGCCUCCAGCAGCACAGCCAAGCUAGGCGUGUUCAUUCGACAACGACCGCUAAACGGACAGCGCUAAAAUUAAUAGCAAACUAGUUCUGUUUGGAACCCUACACAGCUAUCAGAUGUUCUCUGAUCUUUAUUAUGUUUUGUCUGUUCUAGGACCAACGCACAUAUACCACCACACACUCGCACGCACACACACACACACACACUCUACAAAGCUUGAUGAUUAUCAGUGCUUGAAAAAUAUGAAUUGUUGAUUACAUGAGACUGCGAUUGUCAUCUGCUUUGUUUAUGAACAUGUAUGACUGACAUGGACCACCACUCUUGUCUUCAA